Dufourea novaeangliae is the source of this 828-nucleotide messenger RNA. It is a transcript of the gene Dnz1, whose product is annotated as palmitoyltransferase ZDHHC3. The transcript has 4 exons. The record is from RefSeq and is a predicted model, not a curated record. Gene Ontology annotation, biological process: peptidyl-L-cysteine S-palmitoylation; protein targeting to membrane. Gene Ontology annotation, molecular function: protein-cysteine S-palmitoyltransferase activity. Bases 1 to 828 code for a protein of 275 amino acids. Lineage: Eukaryota; Metazoa; Arthropoda; Insecta; Hymenoptera; Halictidae. Gene Ontology annotation, cellular component: Golgi apparatus; endoplasmic reticulum.
AUGUUCAUAAAAAAUCCCUGCGGCAUUGUGUACAUCAUAGUCACGUAUGCUGCUGUCUUUUAUGCCGAUUAUGCCGUUGUACGUUGGGUUAUCCUGUAUAGUUUACAAGACAGUUUGUGGGGUCCUUUUCAUGUAGUGGCUUUCAACACUGUUGUAUUAUUAUUGAUAAUGUCACAUUUGAAGGCAGUCUGCAGUGAUCCUGGUGUUGUGCCACUACCGCAAAGUCGUAUGGACUUUUCUGACAUUCAUACAGAUAAUCCAGAGACAAAGAUUGAAUGUGACGAAAGAGACAAUUGGACUGUAUGCACAAGGUGCGAAACUUACAGACCUCCAAAAGCUCAUCAUUGUAGAAUUUGUAAAAGAUGUGUUAGAAGAAUGGAUCACCAUUGUCCCUGGAUAAACAACUGUGUGGGAGAAAGUAAUCAAAAGUACUUUAUCCAAUUUCUGGUCUAUGUGGGAAUGUUGGCCGUCUAUGCUCUAGGCUUGGUAAUAACAUCAUGGGUUUUAGAUUGUUCUCUUUGCAGUAACGAUAAAGCUGUCAAACAAACUCGCACCUUUCACUGUGUUGUAUUGGUGUUGGAAUCAGCAUUGUUUGGUAUGUUUGUCAUCGCAGUACUGGUAGAACAAUUUCUGGGUAUUCUCAGUGAAGAGAACCCAAUGGAACAUGUGCAAAGUAAUCAUCAUUAUAAGAGAAACAGUUCACGUACGUUCGUGUUACUUUCUCAGGUUUGUGGGAAGAGUCAUCCAAUCUUGUGGAUGCUUCCUUGCCAAAACCCACCAAAAUAUACUUUCCGAAAAGAUGCGUACCUGAUCGAUCAUGAAGUUUGA